Molecule: messenger RNA, 2865 nt
Organism: Daldinia vernicosa
Lineage: Eukaryota; Fungi; Ascomycota; Sordariomycetes; Xylariales; Hypoxylaceae
Product: putative alcohol oxidase
Exons: 4
Coding region: 355-2151 (598 amino acids)
Molecular function (GO): flavin adenine dinucleotide binding; oxidoreductase activity, acting on CH-OH group of donors
Source: RefSeq, a predicted model, not a curated record
CUUCCAUUUACAACCAAUCGUGUUUCAUGCCACUUUACAUAGUAUUCCAACAACCACUUUUGUCUCUACAUAUACGGGAAGCUGUGUAACUAGAAAGCACCUAAGGACUUAAAGUCCUUACCUCCGUAUUUCCUUAUUAAAAUCCUCGAUCCUACCCGCAACCUCUAACGUUUGAUCUAUCUUAUAAACUCACUAUCAUUGUGGAAUCGAUGGUUAGGACGUGGAGACGAUCAUUGCUUUAUAUUACCUAAGGGCAUUUUCAUCCCCUCCUUCUCAUCCUAGGCAGUUUAUCUUACCUAUCUACCUGGUAUUAUCAGGGAUACCUAUCACUUUUAUCAAAUCACAAGGCUCGCUAUGGGGUUAUACACUCAACUUCCUGAUGCCAUCCAAGAGGUGGAUGUAAUCAUCGCUGGAGGUGGUACUGCCGGUUGUAUAAUUGCGUCCAGACUUGCUGAUGCGGACCCAAAUUUGAGUGUCUUGGUCAUUGAAGGUGGACCGAACAACUACAAUGAGCCUCUUAUCGUGCAUCCCGCCUUUUUCUUCAGCAACCUAGCACCUGGCACAAAAACGAUCGCAUUCAAAGUGGGCAAUAAGUCAGAGCAUCUCGCCGGCCGAGAACUUGUUGUUCCUACCGCCAACGUCCUUGGCGGGGGUUCUUCUGUGAACUUCUCACUAUACAGUCGAGCUCAGCGAACUGACCUCGAUGCCUGGCAAGCGCCAGGAUGGUCCGCAGAUGAACUGUUGCCAUACAUGAAAAAGAUUGAAACGUACCACGGCGCGGACCCGAAAGGCUUACAUGGAACCGACGGUCCAAUCAUCGUUUCCAGUGGCUCGUAUCGUGCUACUCGAAUCGAAGAAGACUUCCUUAACGCCAUUAAGGCAGUAGGCUACCCCGAAAUUGAAGACAUAAAUGAUCUCGACAGCAACAACGGUGCUCAGCGCGCCGUACGCUACGUAGCUCCGGACGGGUUGAGACAAGACGUGGCCCAUUCAUACCUCCAUCCCAGGCUUAGGGAUGGAAAGCAUCCAAACCUUCACGUUCUCGUCGAGUCUAAAGUAAUACGACUUGUACUCGAUAAGAACCGCGCCGUCGGCGUCGUCUACAGACCCAACUCCGCCUCGUCUGCUGCUGAAGACCGAACCGUCAAAGCCAAAAAGCAGGUUGUCCUCUCCGGCGGAGCUUUUGGAACUCCAGCUAUACUAGAAAGGUCCGGCGUUGGCAAUCCUGAAAUAUUAAAGAAGGCCGGCGUGCAGCCCGUUGUGGAUCUCCCCGGCGUUGGCCACGGAUAUGAAGAUCACCAUAUUAUCGGAUACCCGUACCGGUCGAGCUUAAACCCGGACGAAUCCCACGAUUCGAUUAACGGGGGCCGCUUCAACAUGGAUGACCCCGAGACCCGCAAACUUCUAGGCUGGAAUGCCGCGGAUAUCACUUGCAAGCUUCGGCCGACGGAGAGUGAUGUUGCUGCUUUAGGUCCCGAGUUCCAGGAGGUAUGGGAGAAGGAAUGGAAGCACAACGCGAACAAACCUAUGGCAGUCAUGGCGGCAUACAAUGCAUUCCCCGGAGUGCCUAUUGGUCUCCCUAUCGCACAGUACUUCGGCCAUAACAUAUUCUCUCCAUACCCCGCCUCCCGCGGCCACGUACAUAUCACCGGCCCCGAUUUAGACGACAAGCUGGACUUCGAGUCGGGCUUUUUCGCAGACCCGGGUGGAAACGACAUCAAGAAGUGCAGGUGGGCGUACAAGGUGCAACGCGAGAUCGCGCGCCGCAGAUCAGUAUACCGGGGCGAAAUAGCUCGCGGCCACCCGCCGUUCGCAGCCGACUCUAAAGCGGCAUGCAUCGAGACGGAGGAGCCCCUCCCAGCGACGAUCUCUAAUAUCGAGUACACGCCCGAAGACGACGCCGUCAUCGACCAGUUCUUACGUGAGAACGUCCAGACGACGUGGCACUCGCUCGGCACGUGUAAGCUGGGCAAGCGCGAAAACUUGGGCGUGGUAGAUGCGAACCUAGACGUGUAUGGCACCGAAGCGCUGAAGAUCGCCGAUCUUAGCAUCAUGCCUCACAACGUUGGAGCGCACGCUGCGAACAUGGCUAUGGUGAUCGGCGAGAAGGCCGCGGACAUUAUCGUUCGUGAGCUAGGACUUGCGCACUAAUAGCGGUGACUUAUGAUAUGCGCUUAGGAGGUACCUAGGUCCUAGGGUAGAUAGUUGCUACUACUAAUUAACACCUGCGUAAGGAUGUAUCUGCCUCUGUCCUAAUUCUAGGUAGUUAUGCGAUAGGUACUUCAAUGUUGCUUCAAAAUCGGAUAUUGAAAUCCCAUUGCUACCUUCACGUUGCUUUGCAUAAUUGACCUGACAUUCCGACUCCUUCGCCGAGGACAAAUGCGAUGAAACUCCAGACGGAUACUUCCGAGCAUGUGGAAGCUAAAGGGGUCCUGGAUAUGUGUCCGUAACCCCCUUAACCCUCUAGGCCUCUUAUGGUUCUUAGAGGGAUAUGUAAGUGAGGUUGUAUCUGACUUCGAUACCGUGCUUAUACACACACAAGUUUUUAUUCGCUCGCAGCCCAUCUCCCAAGUUUUGCUAUGAUAAUAUUCUCGCCCUGAUAGACUAGCGGUGUGGUAACCAUUAUUCGAUCGAAAGUCUCGGCUCCUCAGUUAACGACAUCUUGUAUAACCGAAUCACCUACCUACCUAUCUCCUAAUGCAACCACACAGUUCGUGGCGUUGCCUUCUAGAAAAUUGCGCCGUUGCAUUGUACCCCCUUAACCCAAUAUCCGCUGCUCUGCCGUGCGACUACACGGUACACCCCGCAGAUACAUCAGCCAAUGGGGCGUCCAGAGGGGGAAGCUGGAAUUACUCGGCUUAGGUG